AUGACUACACAAUCCACUUCUUUGAUUAAUAUUGUUGAGAACGAUUAUCAUGAAGGUGAUGUAACCCCGAAAGACAUUAACAUAGAACUUCAACAACCUGAAACUCCAAGCCUCGAAGAACAUCCAACAACUUUUUCUAAUCUUAAGAAUCCAUCUCCUAAAGAUAUUUUAAAUCGUUUAAUUAUAUCUUAUGAAUAUCGAGAUCAUACAUUUUGCAUGGAUUUAUCAUAUUGUACACUGAUUAUCAUGAUUCUAUGUGCACUCUGUAUGAUGCUCUAUUGGAUAUUUGAAAAUCGAUGUAAAAAUAUUGAAAAAUCUGUUUAUUGUGAUUUUACUAUCAUUUGGGAAGUUAUUGGAAUUAUUUCUGUCAUACUUAUACCUGUUUCUCUCAUCGUGAUGGGUAUAGCUUGGUCAAGAUAUGCUUUCAAGGAUAAAUAUGUAAAACUGCGAAAUUGUACUGAAACAUGUAUUUCUUUAAAAUUAGAGAAAAAUCAAUGGUUAAGAUAUGUCGAACACAUUUACGAUUCAAAUCGUACAAAAACACCGAAAUAUGUACAAGGAUAUUGUUCACUAUUUACACGACGACGAGAGAAACAACAAUUAUUACAACAUGAUCACGGAUAUAUUAUUCUAUGUCCAAAUGGAUCUUUCAUUAUUGAUGAAAUGUUUUGUAUGGAACAUACUCAUUCUAUUAUCCAGGCUGAAUUAGUUUUCGUAGAACCUGAUUAUGUUUUAAAACUUUUUUUAAAUGAACGUCGAUGUCUUAAGUGUUUGUCUAAUCGACCAAAAGUAUUUGCAAUUGAUUUAUUCCUACCACCACAAUAUCAGAAUCAACAAAAAUUAGAGGAAAUUGGGCAAAUUCUUAAAUUACCUAUUCUUAAUACCAAUGUUCUUGAACAACAUCGAUACUAG
This is a messenger RNA of Didymodactylos carnosus, 912 nucleotides long. The record is from the annotation of a GenBank genome assembly. NCBI's taxonomy places the organism in Eukaryota, Metazoa, Rotifera, Eurotatoria, Philodinida, Philodinidae.